Suillus paluster is the source of this 1487-nucleotide messenger RNA. RefSeq lists its product as uncharacterized. The record is from RefSeq and is a predicted model, not a curated record. The transcript is spliced from 13 exons. Lineage: Eukaryota; Fungi; Basidiomycota; Agaricomycetes; Boletales; Suillaceae. The annotation marks the transcript as partial.
UGUGCAACCACCUUCAAAAAAUUGUUCUAGUCUAUGUGGUAUAUAAAAGUCUUCCUGCGCUUGGCGGAAUUUAACUUAUUGAACACAAUAUUACCAGGCGAGAUGUCCCUUGAAAUAGCCUUCACACAUCCAGCAACCGGAUCAAUAUUUGUCCGCUUUGGCGGAUUUGAUGAAGAUUUAAUUAGCUCAUAACCUCCUUUGAUUUGUGCAGGUCUCUCAUUCUCCUUGCAGUCUCCCCCACCUUCCACACAGUGCACAGAGCCUUGUCGACUGCGCACGCCGUUUCAUGGCUGAUUUGGUGCCCACCUUCACCUCUAGCGAGCUGCUAAAUCUCAAGGCAUCCCAGUACGUCAGUGCUGCAGGGCUUGUGGUUUUACUCUGGGACCACUUAUUGACGUUUCAUGACGAGGUUGAGCUAAUCUGGCGUGCUCGGUUGUCUCUUCCCAAGCUGUUGUUCUUAUUCAACCGAUAUGCCGUCUCGGCUUCUCUGAUCAUCCUCACUUACGCGUUCAGUGGUAUUUCAGAUGACAUUCUUUCAGAUUCGUUUUGCCACACAUGGUUUGGUGUCGGGGUAGUAGUCGGCAUGGUAUCUAUCGGCACCAGCAACUUCCUCAUCCUCCUUCGUCUAUGGGUCCUCUGGGAACGCAGAACCCGCCUUGUGGUCUCCACUUUGAUCCUUUUUCUGUUGACACAGACAACGUCAAUCAUUUGUACUUCCUACAUUGUAUGUAGCAUGUUGCCCUAUAUGAUCUUUGAGCCUCAGUUGCAUGUCUGUAUGUUGAUAAAGGAGGUGGAUUUUGUGAUUCUGUGGGCCCCAGGGAUUGCGUUUGAACUUAUGAUAUUUAUAAUGACCUGGUGGAAUGCCCUGGACCGGCCACUCCCACGGCAUGCAAAGAUGGCGAGGGUCAUGUAUCGUGACGGAAGCAUCUACUUUUUCGUUUUAUUUGCACUGCGUCUCCUAAACCUGGUUCUGUCCCUCGUUGCACCUCUGUCAUUAACAUUCCUUGGAGUUUUUUUCAUCUGGAGCGCCUGCAAUGUGACACUGACCCGCCUUAUCAUGAACUUGCGGCGGGUCGCUACCGAGGCUGAAGAGAGUGACUUCGAGGAAACUUGCAUUAACCCUCCACGCGGCUGGCCUCUCUUACCUAGACAGGAGAAUUGUGCGACUGAAAACUUUGAGCUUCAGGGCAAGAAGGGCCCCGAUGUGGGGGUUUGUAGCCACCCUUGUCCUUCUGUUACGUCGACCAUAGUGUGAGGGAAUAGGCAGUCCUCAUCGAGACAGCAGUCUGGGGUUGUAGCAUAUAACUUUACUGUAUCGUUGCUCACAACACAACUUAGUACACUUAGUAUACUUGUUCGCUCGUUACAAUUACUUAGGUUCAGUUUUAUACGGAUCCCUGUGGCAGUGCAGCACGCUCAAAUUUCAAAUUUCCGAACUCCGUGAAAGUGGUUUGCAUUCACAAUUGUCCACGGGGAAAAGGAAGAUG